Molecule: messenger RNA, 6050 nt
Organism: Carassius auratus (goldfish)
Lineage: Eukaryota; Metazoa; Chordata; Actinopteri; Cypriniformes; Cyprinidae
Product: collagen alpha-1(XVI) chain-like
Exons: 71
Coding region: 228-5048 (1606 amino acids)
Biological process (GO): extracellular matrix organization
Cellular component (GO): collagen type IX trimer
Molecular function (GO): extracellular matrix structural constituent conferring tensile strength
Source: RefSeq, a predicted model, not a curated record
CCCAUCGAGGAAAGACAGAGAAGGGAAAGUUUAUUAAAACAACUCUGAGGGGAGGGGAGAAAGGAAUUGGAGAACGAGAACUCUCAGGCAAAAACUUUAUCCAAGCUAGAGAGGACUCUUGGAAGCUCUUUUAGCAAACUGGAUUACAAUAAAAUCAGUUUUCUGUGGAUUAAUGUUGCCAUAAUUCAUUGGAUGAACAAUCACAGAAGGAGCUGAAGGAGGGAGUCAUGAGGGUCAUCUGCUCCUCUCUAGUGCUUCUCACCAUCUGCUUGGGUCACGGGGGUCGACUGGCAUCAGCUGAAGGUGUCAGCUGCCCGUCCGUACAGGUAGAAGAAUGGAAGUUUCCUCAAACUGCCAGACACAACAUUACAGGUUUCAAUCUGGCGCGACGUUUCUCCCUGUUGAAGAACAGCGAGGUCAAGAAGAUUCGAAACCCGAGAGGGCCUGUCAUCCUUCGCCUUGGAAAAGUACAACUCAUCCAGCCUACAGAUCAAGUGUUUCCUAAUGGACUUCCAGAGGAGUUCACCCUGGUCUUCACCUUGCUGCUGAAAAAGAAAUCAUUGAAUGAUCACAUUUACCUGUUCCAGAUAUCUGAUGGACAUGGCUAUCCUCAGUUCUCAUUUGAAUGGAAUGGUCCAGAUGGCAACCUGGCCCUGCGGGCGACAGGGGCCAACCCUGAUGGGUCCAUGGUGGGGUGCGUGUUUGAAGGUGACGGUGUGGAAUCCCUGAUGGACAUGCGCUGGCAUAAGGUGGCUCUGAGUCUGCAGAGAGAUGCAGCCUCCCUGCACAUGGACUGCAGCUCCAUUGAGAACAAGCCCCUGGAGCUCCGUGGCCAGUUACCCAUCAAUGGACACACGCUGUUGGGUAUGAGGGCUACUGAUGCUGCUCCUGUGGAGAUUGACGUGCAGCAAGUGAUGGUGUAUUGUGACCCCUCUCUCGCUAUCCAGGAAGCCUGCUGUGAGAUACCUGGAGCUCGGUGUCCACCGGAUGCUCCCAAGAGCCGAAGAGCCGCAGAGAACCAGGUGGAGUUUAUGCGCAAUCCCUUCACUCUGUCAAUUCUCGGAUCCAAGGAACUGGCAGAAAAAUGUGCAGGCUGUGUACUGCUCAAUGAGGAAUCAAGUGUUAUUCAGGAAGGUUAUGCGGGUCAGUCUGGCCUUAAAGGAGAUAAGGGAGACAGGGGUUUGGACUGUACUGGUGCUGGAGUUCCUGGACGAUGCUUAGAAGGUGCUAAAGGGGAGAAAGGAGAGAAGGGAGAGUCGGGUCUGGCUGGCAACUGGGGAGAAGCUUUAGGAGUGAAGGGUGACAAAGGGCAGAAAGGAGAAAUCGGAGCCCCAGGUCUGCCCGGAAGUCCAGGCAAAGACGUAUAUGGCCGAGCUAAUCCUAUUUGUGUGGUGGGCCCUAAAGGACAAAAGGGUCUUCCUGGUGUAGUUGGUCCAGAGGGGCUUGCAGGAGAACCAGGCCGGCCAGGACCUCCUGGACCUCCUGGAGUUGGGAAACCAGGACCACCAGGGCCCCCUGGUAGACCUCCAAGAUCUAAAGGAGAGAAAGGGGAUUCUGGAAUACCUGGUGUAGACGGAAAGCCUGGAGAACCUGGUCCGAGAGGUCCUUGGGGACCUAAAGGUGAGAAGGGAGAUCCAUGUGAACCAUGUCCAGUGGUCUCUUUCAACUCUACUGGCAACACGAGCAAGCAGGGACCUAAAGGAGAACCAGGUGGCCCAGGCAAAGGAGAACAGGGUCCACCUGGCCUUGCAGGACUGGAUGGCAAAGCAGGACAGAAGGGAGAGCCAGGAGUAGACGGGGCCAAAGGCGAAAAGGGUGAGCCAUGUUCUGGCUGCCCUAGCAAUGGAAAAGUUCCAGCGGGCAUUUUGAAUUCGACUCAAAAGGGAGAGAAAGGAGAUCCAGGUGCUGGACAGAAAGGAGAGCAGGGAGAACCAGGUCUAAGUGGUUUUGCUGGAAUAAAAGGGGAAAAGGGUAAUGCAGGCACCAAAGGAAAAGAGGGAAAAACUGGCAAACCUGGUCCUAAAGGGUCAAGUGGAAAUAAAGGAGAGAAGGGUGAUUCUGGACAACCCGGUAUAGCGACUCCUGGUCCAAAAGGUGAAAAGGGAGACUGUGGCAUGUGCCAAACCUCUUCCUCUGAGGUGGGAAGUGGCCCAUCUAUAAUAAAGGUCACAGGGGACCGUGGCCCUCCAGGACCUCCAGGUCCACCAGGAGAAGGAGUCGAAGGCAAACAGGGGCCACCAGGUCUACAAGGUUUCAAAGGAGAGAAAGGUGAUCAGGGUUUUCAGGGAGACCCAGGUGUGGAUGGGGCAGCUGGACCCCCAGGACCUCAUGGAGAACCCGGCAGGAACGGCCUUAAUGGAAUGAAAGGUGAAAAGGGAGAUGCAUGUGACAGCUGUCCAUCACUCUCUGAAGGAAAUGGCAAUGUUGUUGGCUUACCAGGGCCCAAGGGAGAGAGAGGAGAGCCAGGCUUGCCAGGCGAGGGCAGAGGAGGCAAACAGGGUCGGCCAGGCCCACCUGGUGUCCAGGGACCUCCAGGGCUUAAAGGCAGUCAGGGUGAUGCUGGGCUUCCAGGUACUGGCCUUCCAGGACUGCAGGGUGAGCAGGGACCUAGAGGUUUUCCCGGAGUUGCUGGUCCAGAAGGACGUCUGGGACCUGCAGGACCGAUUGGACCAGCGGGACAAAGGGGUCCAAAGGGAGAAAUGGGACCACCAGGGCCACACGGGCCAAUGGGAAUAGGACCAAUAGGACCCCCGGGUAGGGAUGGAACGCAAGGAUUUCCUGGAAUACCAGGGCAGGAUGGGAUUCCUGGAGCCUAUGGGCCUAAGGGUGACAAGGGUGAACCAGGAGAGUGCAACUGUUUGAACUAUAUGUUCCCUGGAACCGGUGGACCUGGGGUCCCAGGUGGUGAGGGCAGGUGGCAGCCUGGUCCUCAGGGGCCUCCUGGACCACCAGGCCCUCCAGGUCCCCCAGGGGCCCAAGGCUUUACAGGAAUCCAAGGCCCACAGGGUAUCCCUGGCAACGAUGGCGUACCAGGGAAACCGGGUCCACCCGGCGAAGCUCCUCCUGUUUUGCUGCCUCAAGAUUCAGCUCCCACAGGGAAGGAGGGCUGUGGCGAAUGCUCCAAGGGUCUACCAGGUGUGCCCGGCGUGGUUGGUGCUAAGGGCGAGAAGGGAGAUCAGGGCAAGCCUGGUGUUGAACACUUAGAUGGAUGCGAACGGUGUAUAGAGAAGCUGCAGAGAGAAGAAACACCCAGGCGGCCUACGAGUAACAGUGGUCAGUGUGUUGGUGCACCAGGGAUGCCCGGAUUCCCAGGGAACCCAGGGGACAAAGGAGAGACAGGUACUAGAGGUGAGCGAGGACCUCCUGGUCUUCCUGGAACCCCAGGCAAUAUUGGUUUCCCCGGUCCUCAAGGGCCUCCUGGACUGCCUGGUCAACAAGGUCAGAGAGGGACAGAUGGACUUCCAGGACAGAAAGGUGAACAGGCUCCACCAGGAAAUCCUGGCUAUCCUGGAACCAUGGGACCACCUGGACUCCCUGGCCUUAAAGGAGAGCGUGGCAGUCCAGGGACUGCAGGGCAGAAAGGAGAUUCUGGUCCACCGGGAUCUCCAGGUUAUCAAGGACCAGGCGGCCCAGCAGGUCCUAAAGGGGAAGCUGGAACAGCGGGACCUGUGGGACCAAAGGGAGAUCAGGGCUUCCAAGGGUCCCAAGGAUUCCCAGGACAACCGGGUCCUCCGGGUUUCUCAGGAAAAGCAGGUCCUCCAGGCCCUCCAGGACCACAAGCUGAAAAGGGUAGUACUGGAGUUCAGGGCCCACAGGGACCCACAGGUCCCCCAGGAUCACCCGGGGCCCCAGGCAUGCCUGGACCACCUGGAAUGGAAGGACUUGAUGGCAAAGAUGGAAAACCAGGUUUAAGGGGUGAACCAGGACUGCCUGGCUCUGCUGGACCCAGUGGAAUGCCGGGUUUCAAGGGCAUCAAAGGACACACAGGUCUCCCAGGAAUGAAAGGAGAUAGAGGACCUCAGGGACCUGCUGGAGCAACGGGAAGGUCUGGCCUAGAGGGUGAUCCCGGUCCUCCUGGACCACAAGGACCACCUGGAGCUCCAGGACAUGUUGGUGCUGCCGGAUCUCCAGGGCCACCGGGACCAAUUGGGCCACCUGGAGUCGGCAUUAAGGGAGACAAGGGUGAGGCAGGAGAUAGAGGGCAGCCUGGAUUACCCGGCCCACCAGGGCUCCCAGGACAUCCCGGGCUAAUGGGUGAACCAGGAAGUGAUGGAGCGGUGGGUAAAGAUGGAGCCCCAGGCCAGCCAGGAGAAACUGGUCCAUCGGGACCAAAGGGCGAAGCAGGGGCUGCAGGGCAAAGGGGACCCCCGGGAGAGCGCGGACGUCCCGGCCCACCAGGAGAAGGCUUUGGUUUUGGCUCCAAAGGACCAGAAGGGAUCAUAGGACCAGCUGGACCCCGUGGUGAGAGCGGAAACCCUGGUUCACCUGGACCAGCUGGUGCCCCCGGACCACCAGGAAUCCCAGGGAAUGAGGCUGUUGUAAACUAUGAUGACUUAAGGUCCUUCAUCAGGCAGCAGGUCAUGAAGAUCUUCGACGAGCGUAUGGGCUACUACAUGUCCCGAAUGCAGAUGCCUGUGGAGAUGGUUGCGUCCCCUGGUCGACCGGGACCCCCAGGGAAAGAUGGAAGUCCAGGCAUCCCAGGUCCCCCAGGGAUACCGGGCCGCUCUGGGCAGAUUGGCCGAGAAGGAAGGCAGGGACCCAUGGGUCCAGCCGGUGCCUCUGGUGUAAAGGGAGAAAAAGGAGAUAAGGGUGUUGGAGAGAUGGGAGACACUGGCCCUCCAGGUGCUCCAGGUGUUCCUGGUCCUCCUGGUUACAGUAAGAUGGGACCACCAGGUCCUUCUGGUCAGCAGGGCAUCCCUGGUAUACCUGGACCUCCAGGACCAUCUGGAACAAAGGGCAAGGAUGGUCGUUGUCACCCGUCAGACUGUAUGAGUAUGCCUGUGGAGUACAAUCCCAAGGGCCCAGCUUCCAGAGGUCCCAUGUACUAGAAAAUUGUUUAAGAGAAAUAAUAGAUGGAGGAUGGUAACCACUGAUUGACAAUCUCGCUGUUACCUACCUGAGAAGAUCCAUGGAGAACCAAAUGAUUCAUGUCAUUUCCUUUCCGCAUGAUGCAAUACCAAAACACUGGUUCACCACCAAUGGGGACUUUUACAAGUUAUUGUCUCCUGAUGAACCAGUAAAGAAGGGCUAAGCAUUAACAUCACUACAAUCAGUGCAACUUCCCAAACUUGAGUGCCUUAACCCCUGAGUACUGUCCCAUAAUGCCAUAAUUUUUGAGUUUGUGCUUUACAAUUAUAGUAAAUAGAAGACUUCAGGAUCACUGGACAUAUAAUGUUUUGACAGUCUUUAGAGGCACCCAGAUUUAUUCAGCUUUCAAGAUUUUUCAUUUCUUUACCAGGCCUUGUAAAAAAAUGUUGGUUUCUGAUUGAUAUUCCAUAACUAUCUUCAAGGUCCUUUAUUAACUAUUAUAGCAAUAUUCUGAGUUAAAUCCUCCACGGCAUGCUGUUGAUUGAUGCAGGAAUUAUUUUUAAUUGUACCUCAUUUUGUGAAAAUGUUGACAGAUUUGCACUUAUAAUGGAAUUCUAUAGGGCAUGCCUUCAACAUUAUUAUUAUUAUUAUUAUUUUCAAAUUGAGGUAUGAAUCAAAUUUUCUGCUGAAAAGAAAGAUGCUGUUUCUUGGGCUUGUAUUGAAUCUUGAAUAUUCCUUUAAUACUAUCUUUGUGAGGCGGUCAUCUUGGCAGCUGCUAAUUUAGCUAUUUAACUGCUUUAGCAUGGAAAUGUAUGUGUCUUAAAUAUCCAUCUGUUUCCAAUGAAUAAUUCCUUCAACAGUGUGAGACAUUUAAUAUAAAUAGUUUGAGAUUAUCAUUAGGGAUAGGUACAGUUACCUAAUUCAUUAGGUUUAUUAUUCAAAAUGAACCUCCCCAUGGGCUUGUGUUGUAGAUAUUCAUAUUUAUAUGUAAUGGCUUUUUGUACUUAAAAAAAAAUAUGGUC